AUGCGUUUUCACUACGCUAUCGUAGCGGGUCUAGCUACCCUUUCGCUCGCGGCUCCGCAGGCUGAAAUUCAAGGUCAAAUUGAUAGUGCCCUUGCUGAAAUCAAUGCAAAUACCAAUGGAAAUGGCAAUGGAAAUGGCAAUGGAAACGGCAACGGAAACUCAAACGGCAAUGCCAACGAGAAUGGAAAUAGCAAUUCAAAUGGCAACAGCAACACCAAUGUCAAUGAAAACACAAACGUGAAUGUCAAUGAUAACGACAAUGGACACCAUAGUUCCAAACCCGUCAAGCCAACUUCUGAAAAACCUCCACCAACUUCUCAUAAACCUCCACCAACCUCUCAGCGACUUUCCACAACGACCAUCAGAAGCACCAUCGAUGUCACUUCUACCAUAACGGUCCGUCCAACCAGUACGGUUCAACCCACAACUCGAUCAAGUUCUUCAACAGGCUCCUCAACCGGUACUAUAUCGGGUAUUACAACCAGCCGAACAUCAACUUCUAGCACCGGCAGAAGCACCUCUGAGUCGUCUUCAAGAACUUCUAGUACUUCCAGUACUUCGAGAAGCUCUUCUUCCACUUCUUCUUCCAUCUCAUCCUCAUCCUCAUCCUCAUCUUCCUCAUCUUCGUCAGGCACUGGAACUGGCACCCGAUCUGGUCUUACAACCAGUCGUGAAAGUUCUCAAACCGGUAGUGCUACAGGUGGAAGUUCCGGUGUCGUCACAACGACUUCUCCCCCACCUGUUACCACCGCUACCAACACUGGAAGCGGAACCGGUGGCAACUCCGGCAUCGUUACUACACCCACAACCCCAAUUGUUCCUCCUCCCCAAACAACCACAAAUGUAGUUCCACCCCCUCCUCAAACAACCACAGAUGUUGUUCCACCUCCUCUCAUCCCAACAACCAAUGUGGUUCCUCCACCUGUUGUAACCAAUACUGGUACUCAACAAGGCAACGUCGUUCCACCACCCAACACCAAUUUCCCCGAAAUCACCAUCCUCCCCGUCCUCACAACAAUCACCACCGUCAACCCACCCAUCACAACCAUCACCUCCAUCCCCAUUGUACCCAUUGCUCCUAUCGUUCCUCUUACCAUCUCAGCCAACAACAGAGUUCAAACCGUUCAAGGUGUCGAAAUCACCGUCAACGGCGAAGCCACUGUUGUUUCGGGACUUACUCUCACGACUACAAUUCCCGCUGGAGUCAUUACCACCUUUACAUCUGCCGGACAAACAUUCACGACCCUGGCUCCUGGAGGCGGACCUACUGAAACUAGUGCUGGAGCUAUUCUCGGACAGUUUACUGGUGGUGCUGAGAGAGUUAAGGCACUUGAAGGCGGUGCUGUCAUCGGACUUGUUGGAUUUGCUGUUGGAGGAUUAUUGUUACUUUAA
Botrytis sinoallii is the source of this 1392-nucleotide messenger RNA. RefSeq lists its product as uncharacterized. The transcript has a single exon. The record is from RefSeq and is a predicted model, not a curated record. The coding region runs from base 1 to 1392 and encodes 463 amino acids. Lineage: Eukaryota; Fungi; Ascomycota; Leotiomycetes; Helotiales; Sclerotiniaceae.